AUUUGAUAUCAUUUAUAAUUGAACAAUUAAACGUAGGGAAACAAUUUAAUUGUUUGUGAAACUUUUUGAUUUGUUUCAAGUUGACAGUUUUUCUAGUAAUAUUUGAUUAAACAAACGUUACAAUUAGUUGACCAUCAUCGUUAAAAUGACCAUUCAACUUUUGGAUAAACUUUGGCCUCAAUUUUUGCGUUUCCCUUUCCGUUACUAUGUCAUGUUUUUAUCCUCCAUCAGUGGGGCAUUUAUGUUUGCCUCAAGGUGUGUCAUCAAUGUGGCCAUACUUGCAAUGGUCACUACUCAAGUUUCACCAGGAACUAAUAAUCUAACUGACCAAACAUUGGAAUCGAUCAAUGAAACUCAGUCAAUCUCAUUGGUCAAGCUGAAUUCAGCACCAACUUUUGAUUGGAAUCAGGCUCAACAAGGGGUCAUCAUUGGUUCCUAUUAUUAUUCAUACACUGCCCUUCAGAUUAGCACUGGUUUUCUUGCUGAUAAGUUUAAUGUGGUCAAGCUAAGUGGACUUUCUCACCUUUUAGCUGCACUGGCCACUUUAGCGAUCCCAUUAGCCGCUUCAACAAAUUAUUACCUUCUAGUUUUCACUCGAGUUGUACUUGGUUUUGUUCAUGCUCCAACUUUCCCCUGUUUAUAUAUUAUCUUUGAGAAAUGGUUCACCCCUCAAGAGAAAGCAUUUGCUCAGGCCAUAAUGACCGUUGGUACCAAUGUCGGUGUAGCCUUUGUAAUGCCAAUUACCGCUUGGUUGUGUGACAAUGGUUUCGCUGGUGGUUGGCCUUCAGCUUUUUACUCAAUGGCCACGGCUAAUAUCAUCUUCCUAAUCAUUUGGUAUACAACAGUUACCGCUGAUCCAAAUGAAAGUUCAUUAACUAGUGAUGAGGAAAAAAAGUUCAUCUCUGCCCAUGUAGUUCAAAUACCAAAAGAAAGGGUCAAGGUACCUUGGAAAUCAAUGUUUACAUCACUUCCUCUUUGGUCAGUGACCAUUGGCCGAGGAAUUUGUUCCCUUGGUUAUCAUACAGUUAAUUCAAAGAUUCCUCUUUACCUUGAGACAAUUUGUUAUCAACUCCAGGGAAAUGGUUUAAUUAAUUCAACCUUUUACCUCGCUGAGGCUGCAGGUCAGUUUAUCAGUGGACCUUUGUCAAAAUAUAUCGCAACUAAAGGUUACCUUAAGUUAACGGUGACCAGGAAACUUUUUGAAUCCAUUGCCCUUAUUGGACCAGCUCUGUUUUUAUUGGCUAUUCCCUUGUUAUCGGGUAGAGCUGAGGUUAUUGUUAUUGGUCUGAUAUUGACCAUGUUUACCAUGGGAGCUUCAUCUGGAGGGGAUAUCCCAAUUGUCCCUGAAAUGGCCCCAGGGCUUGUUGGUACUGUUUUUGGUUUUGCAAACACUUUCUCAUGUGCUUCUGGAUUCUUGGCUCCCAUGGCAAUCGGUGCAAUACUUGGUGACCAGGUUUUCUCCGAAUCAAAGUGGAACGUAGCAUUUUAUUUCUUUGGAAGUCUUCAAGUUCUGGGCGCCAUUUUGUUCACCCUGUUUGCAACCUCGAAACCUCAAUCAUGGGCACUUGUUGAGAAUACAACUAAAUCAUUUAAAUCUAAAUUUAAUAAUGGUAACAAUUUAAAUUCAAUUGCAAUUGUUGAUUCAAAUUCAACAGUAACAACAAUCAACAACAAUCCACCAGAAUCUGUUGAAAUGACUGAUAAAAAGGUUACAUUGAAUGAAACCAAUGAAAAUAUUUCUUGAAAAAUUAUCCACAAUUUAAUUGUUGUUAAUCAACAGCAAAAAUCAGUGAUUUAAAUUGUGCAUAUAAUCAAUUAAUCAAUCAACAAUCAAUUCUCAUCAUCAUUUACAAGUUAAUUAUCAUUAUCUCUCAGUUCAAUGACAACAAUUGAUUGAGUUUGGUAUUGAAAGAGAAAAUCAAUUUUGAUUGUUUCAUUGAUCAAACAAUUAAUUUAAUCAUAAUGACAAAUGUAUACAUUAUUGGAAAACCUGAAAAUUACCUUUAAUUACUCAAUUAAUCAGUGACAAUCAACCAGGGAAACUUUUACCAAGUUUGUUUCAUAAUCAUAAUGUUGUAAACGACAAUUAAUUAGAUUGUGAAAAUUUAUCUUUCUUCAUUUGUAUAAUUUGAUUAAUUAUCAUAAUUGUAAAGUUAAUUGUUACAACAUUCGAGGAAAGUAUUUAAAUUUUUUUCAGUUAAUUGUUCAUCUCAUUGACAAAAAUCAACAACAACGACAAUUCAAAUGAUCUCAAACUCGAUAUGAUUUGUAAAACAAUUAACUUAAUUGUACAAUAUUUCAUCCACUCACCAUCACAAUUAAAGAUUCAUAACUCAA
Messenger RNA from Panonychus citri (citrus red mite), 2337 nucleotides. RefSeq lists its product as uncharacterized. The record is from RefSeq and is a predicted model, not a curated record. Gene Ontology annotation, molecular function: transmembrane transporter activity. NCBI's taxonomy places the organism in Eukaryota, Metazoa, Arthropoda, Arachnida, Trombidiformes, Tetranychidae. Gene Ontology annotation, biological process: transmembrane transport; monoatomic anion transport.